This is a messenger RNA of Amphibalanus amphitrite, 2710 nucleotides long. RefSeq lists its product as uncharacterized. The record is from RefSeq and is a predicted model, not a curated record. The transcript is spliced from 2 exons. Lineage: Eukaryota; Metazoa; Arthropoda; Thecostraca; Balanomorpha; Balanidae. Bases 639 to 1028 code for a protein of 129 amino acids.
GGCCGGAGUGGAGCGGACUAGCUUCAGUCGCAUUCCAGUGCGGUGCGCCGCUGCGCCUGCUACCGUGGAUAGAUAGCACCCGCGUGGAGCCGCUACCGUCGGCCGAUCGUGUAGACACUGUGGCUGCUGUAGCGACUGCUGUACAGCAGCAGUGCUUACAUUUCCGCAUCACCGUGACCGACUGCGGCUACCGCCGGCGAGGGCUACGUAUAAUUGGCAGACUACACAGAAAAGCUGCGAUCAAACCGUCAGCUGAAGAACUUGAGCUCACACCGCCAAAACAGCAAGUGGCAGACAUUCUGUGACUGAGCUCAUUGGCAUCAGUGGUCUGGUGGAUAUAAUAAUUGCCCAGUAACUGACGGCAGCAGCAGCAACGUUCUCACCAAAAGAAGCAAGCGGCAGUAUCAGUAGCCAGUUCAGUGGGAGCAGCAGCAACAACAGAAGUAAUAGCAGCUGAAGCUAGCAGCAAGGAACCCUCGGCUGCAGCAAUAGCCCCAAGGAAACCAAGCAGCCACAGCAGCAGCAACGCCCACAGCAAUAGAAGCAGCUGUUAGUUUCAGUAGCCAGCAGCAGCAGCAGCAGAAGCUGCAGAAGCAGCAGCUAAUUUCGGCGGCAGUGAUCUCCAACAUUACCACACCAUGCUGCGCGUGCCCACCCUGCCGCUGCGGCAGCGCUCAGCCGGCGAUCUUCCCAGCAUCCCCGAGAACAGCGAGUCAACGGAGCGGAGUCAGAGUCGACCGGUGCUGAGUCGGAGUCACGGAGACGUGAGUCGACUCCAGCCGCCGGCUCAGACUCACGGAGGAGCGACUCCAGAGAGCGGGGGACUGAGUCGGCCCGGCUCGGCCGAGUUCCUCUCACCAAUACUGCCGUUCGCGGAGAUCCCUCCCGAGAAGGGUCUUCGCCGCUGCAGGUCCCUGCUGAGACAAGUCGCGAGAAAGGCGCGCAAAAACAUUCUUCAUCACAGCACGCACGACUGCUCGAUACCUUCCGACUGUCGCGAACAGCUGAAACACAUCUACGUCUACUGAGCGGGACGGCGUGACGUCAGUGGCUCACUGUGACGUCAUUGGAUCGGCAGCUGUCACGUCUUAUUGGUUUGAAUUGCCAGCUGUGAUCAACAGACUAGGAUAAUAAUCAAAACAAGACAGGAAGGGGAGAUUCAGGCUGAUUGGAUUUGGAGAGACCAUGACAUGUGCGCGAUCAGCUACAUUUUUCUACGACGUCCACACAUGUAAUCGUAUUUUGUUCUGUCUUGCAUUUGUUGUGCUCGUUUCUCAGGAGUUUUGCUUGUGACAAUACUCUGUGAGACUCUGACCGCGUCAUCAGCGCCACACCCCCAGUGUCGCCCCCCUCCCCCUGGGCAGUAUCAUCGACCCCACACUGGCAGUCUCCAGCCCUCCGGGGAGCGGUCGGCCCUACAGCCCCAGUGUAGCCACCCCGCGGCCACCGGUCGGCCCGCACCACACCCCCAGUGUAGCCACCCCCGGCCUGCUCAUCGGCCCCACAUCCCCAGUGUCGCCGCCUCCCGGCCAGUGUAGCGGUCGGCCCUACACUGACUAGUGAUGUCAAUAACGGAAAAUCGUGAUACCGAUACCAAACCAAAUACCAACAAUAUCCAUGGAAAAAUACCGAAACCAAACCGACUUGGGAAUAUGAGAAAAAUACGAACUUUUUACCAUAUUCUCAGCCUCUUUGACAUAAGUGAGGAUUCAUAAUACCAGCAAAAUACCAAAUGCACUCGCCUUGAAAUACCAAAUACCGAGUUGGUAUCGGUUUGGUAUCGGUAUACCAAAAAGUUGGUCUCCGAUUGACAUCUCUAACACUGACAGGGUGCCGCCCCCGGCCAGUGUAGCGGUCGGUCCAUUCGGCGCCCGCGUGACCCUGAAAUUGGCGCGCCGGCACCCACUGCGGCGCGCUGGGACCUUCAGCGGUGUCCUGGCGGCCCAUGAAGGUCUCCCAGUGGGCCCACAGUGCGCUCCGGGCGGUAGCACAACGCUGGCGUCCAUAUCUAGCUUCCGGAGCUGGCGGGAAGUCGGUAGGGUCUGGUGUGACGUCACUGUAUGACGUUACUGUGUGUGUUACACAAUGUGUGACGUCAUUGGUGGUGUUUGAGUGACGUCAUAUAGUGUGACGGCAGUGGUGGGAUUCAUGUGAAUGUAUACUAGUGGAUUCUGAAGUGUGUUGUGGACUGUAGUUGUUGCGACGGUGAAUAUUGAUAUUCAGGGAGUCAUUUACAUGUGAAUGCUGCAGGUUCAGCUAGCAAUGAACAGGGAGUGGAUCUCCCCAUAGAAAUAGCGUGUGUUUGAGGAAGGAGAAGGACGAAAAAUGUGAAUUGUAUGUAGACAGUGACUGAACGAGAGAGUGCAUAGACUUUGUCCAAUGUUAAACCAGCCAACUUGUCAUUACCGUGUUGAGUGGGUCGUUGCUUCGUCAAAGCAUUUUGUUGCAUGCAGAAAAUGGUGUCGUCUGAAAGUGGCUUGUGGUUUGCAUUGUGUAAUUACGUUUAUACAUAAGGUAUUUGACAAAAUAUUGUUGGCUAUUCUUGUACCAUAUCUUGUAAGGAUUUAUCCUUUCAAAUGUCUGCUCAAUUGUUUCACCUUACUCCUGUUCAUUAUUCCAUGUAAAUGCUGCUCACUACACAUGUAGCACGAAUGCUGAUAAUAGCCCCGUCCACUGUCCAGGUAUUUGAUAAUAAAACCACAAAAAUGAG